AUGAGUGAUAUCAUCAGAAGUUCUUAGUAUAGAGCAAUCUAAGUAAUUCUUGCUUUCAUUAUCUUAAGAAUGUUACAACUAAUUAACAAGCCAAUAAUCCUGUUCUUUAGGGACAAGUAGUAAAACAAGUUAUCUUGGAAACACGUAAAGAUGAAUAGACUGAAUAAUAUGAAUUGAGAAUAGAUAAACUGACUCAGGAGGUUGAGUAGUGGAAAAGACAGUGCUUUUUAAGUGAGUAGUAGCUUAAUAAAUUUACAACUCAAUUGUAAGAAGUAAUUAAUGUCAUUUACAAAUGUAAUAGAUGGCCAGUCUUGAAGCUAGGUUAGCAGCUUUGUAAUAAGAAUAUAAGAGCGUUGAAAUUAAAUAUCGAGAAAAGUGUAAUGAAUUCGAGAAAUUGAGAAUUGAGUAUAGUAAGCUUGAUUCGGCCCUUAUAUCUUAUUCUUUAACUCACAUUGAAACCAAAAAAUUUGAGGAAGCCAUGCAGAGUAAACAGAAUAUCAUAUCUGACUUGCAAAGACAACUCCAAGAUGCUAAUGAGAGAUUGUUGUAAAUACCUAAAUUGGAAGAUUUGUUGAAAAACGAACAUCGAAAAAACGAAUAAUUAGUUUAAGAGAUUGAUUAAUGGAAAUAAAAAUAUUAGGCUAACCAGUAAGACAAAGAUAAUUACAUUAAAUAAUUAAAAUAUGAAAGUGAAGAUAUAAAUUAAAAAAACAAAGAAUUUUUAGAGGCUGAAAUUCAGAAAGGCAAUAAUGAUCUUUUGAAUAAAGUUAAAUUACUUUAAGCUUAAAUUGAGUAACUUAAGUAAGAGGCCAAAGAGUUCUAAAAUCUUUUAUAAUUGGAGCAGUCUGAAAAUAAUAAAUUAAAAUCUCAAGUGGAUUUGUUGAAUGCUCGUAUUGUAGAAUAAAAUGAAUAAUUAAACAUUGAGAUUGGGUAAGUCAAGGAGAGGGAUUUCAAAUUAAAUGAUGCCGAAGUCAAAAUCAAAUAAUUAGAAGAUGAUUUGCUAGAAAUCAGAAGAUUGGAUUAAAUUAUUUAAGAUUUGGAAACCAAAAAUUAAAAUCUAGUUAAUGAGAUAGAUACAUUACGUAAUGAGGCAAAUCAAUAUAAAUUGGUUAUAUAAUAAUUAGAACAUGAUCUUGGUAAGUUAAUGGAAUUGGAAAAUAAAGUGGCUAUGUUAUCUUCUGAAAUUGAAAGAUUGAAAUAAAUGAUUGCAUCUAAGAAUGAAUAAAUUGAUAGAUUGAAACAACAAAUUGAUCAACUGAAUAAAGCAAUAGAUGACUAUAAGACUAUAGAAGCAGAAAAACAAGUGCUUGAAAAUAAAUGUGCAAUGUUAGCAACUGAAAUUGAAAGAAAGAAGUUUUAGAUUGAAUAAAGGGAUCUUAAAAUAAAUGAAUUAAAUAAAUAAAUUAAUGAGCAAUAAUAAUUUAUUGAUGAAUUGAAGGAAAGACCUGAUCUUUCAACACCUUUAGCUGAAGCGGAGAAUUUAAUUAAGUUAUGGCAAGAAAAAUAUCAAACUUUAGAGUAAAUUCAAAAUAAAUACACAAUAAUUGAAUAAGAAAACUAUUAAUUGAAGAAUUAAUUACAAGCCUUAUUGUAAGAGUUGGAGUAACUCAAGAAAGAUUUGGAAUAACGAUCCAAUCAAUUAAAUGAAGCAGAAUCUACAAUACAUUUAAUGGAAUAGGAUCUUGGUAAACUCAAUUCCCUUCAAGAAUAGAUAAAAGCUUGGGAAUCUAAGUACUAAUUACAAACAGAACAAUUUACUAAAAUAAGAGAGCAAUUAAUUCAAAGUUAAGAAACCAUUAAGAAAAGCGACAGAGAUGAAAUUUUGAAUGAACUAAGAGAAUUACAAGGAAGGUACCAAUCUUUAGAAACAUAAAAUUAAGACCUAAUUGAAUAACUAGAAUAAUUGAGACAGUUGUAUAUUAAAUGCCAAGCAGAAUUAGAAGAGGCAAUCAAAUUAGAAUCAAAAGUAUACGAUUUAGAAAACAAAGUUGCUAUGCUAUCAAGUGAAGUUGAAAGAUUGAAAUAUAGAACAAAUUCAAAAGACGAGGAAUUAAAGAAAUUAUAAGCAUAAUCCAAAGAUUUUGAUAGUUUGAAGAAUGACUUCUAAUAGAUGAACGGUGAUUUAUAAAAUACUUAACAUUCAUUAGAUGAAUUGACUUAAUAAUUAGAGUAAGAAUUGGAUAAAUUUAAAUAACAAACAAAGGAAUUGAAUGAGGCAUAAUAAAUGAGAGAUCAGCUGGAAAAUAAGAUCGCUAUGUUAUCUACUGAAAUCGAAAGAUAUAAAUAUAAGUUAAAUAACAAAUAAAAUGAGACAGAUGAAUUAAAGAAAUAAAUCCUAGAUCUAUAAUAACAAAUAAGUCAUCUGAGUUAAGUUGAGAAUGACAAUAUCAAAUUAAAUCAAGAAUGUGAAAAAUUAGAUUAAAAAUAUAAUGAUUAAGUUGAAUUAUUGCAACAAACUAAAAACGAGAGAAAUGAAUUACAAUAAAUUAAAAGUUAAUUGGAAUAAGAAUUACAAUUAAUAUAAUCAGAAUUGUAAUCAUCUUAGUAGAAUUAAGAAAUCAAAAAUAAAUAAAUAAAACAAUUAGAAAAUGUGAUUUAAGAGAAGGAAUAAAAUAUAUCAUAACUUAAGAAUUAAGAGCAAAAAAUGUUUGAAUAUGAAACAAAACUAGCAUUUCUGAGUCAAGAGAUUGAAAGAUAAACCAAUCAAUAUAAAGUAAAAUUAAGUGAAUUAGCAGAAUUACAAUCGCAAUUGGUUAAUAUCAAUGAAUUGUAAAUUGCUAUUUAAACUCUUGAAAGUGAAAAAACUAAACUCUCAGGAAUAACUUAAUAAAAAGAACAUGAAACAAAAUAAUGGAAAAACAAAGUAGAUGAAUAAUAAAAAGCUAUGGAGAAAUUCGAAGAGAUGAAAGUAUACAAAUUAACCUAUUUAAUUUUAGUAUCAAAUGGAAAAUAAAAUUGCUAUGUUAUCAAGUGAAGUAGAAAGAUUAAAUUACAAAUAUAAAGUAUUAUUAGAUGAUAAGUCUAAAUGGAAUAAGAGAAUGAAAUUGCUUUUUGAUGAAUUAACUAAAGUAAGUAUGUAAAAUGAGAUUUCAUCGAAUGUAAGAGAUUGAUUCUAAAUAAUUUAGGAAGCCUUCAAUUGGAAACACAAGAUUUUGGAAUUGGUAGAGCUCCAAUCUAAAUUGACACAAUAAGAUGGCUCUAUCCAACAAUGUCUGUAAGAGACUGAACACAUGAGAUAGCAAUUACAGGAAUAAGAUUUCUUGGAUGCUAGAUAAAAAAUAAGAUCAUUAUGA
Paramecium octaurelia is the source of this 3293-nucleotide messenger RNA. The record is from the annotation of a GenBank genome assembly. NCBI's taxonomy places the organism in Eukaryota, Ciliophora, Oligohymenophorea, Peniculida, Parameciidae.